UCUCUGUGCAGAAAUUACAAAACUUGCCUUCUUCUCUGUGCAGAAACUCCCUAUUUUUUUGUCACACACAUAAGUGAGAAAUUAAGAGAUAUGGCUUAUGCUGCUAUUACUUCCCUUAUGAGAACCAUGCGCCAAUCAAUGGAACUUAUUGGAUGUGAUUUACAACCGUUUUACAUAAAGCUCGAAUCCUUGAGAGCUAUUCUGGAGAAAUCCUGCAAUAUAACGGGCGAUCUUGAGGCAUUAACAAGCUUGGAAGCUGAAAUCGUAGAGGUAGUAUACACAACAGAAGAUACUGUUGACUCAGAAUCAAGAAAUGUUUUCUUAGCACAAAAUUUAGAGGAAAGAAGCAGGGCUAUGUGGGAGCUCUUUUUCCUCUUGGAACAAGCACUAGAAUGCAUUGAUUCCACCAUGGAACAGUGGAUGGCAAUAUCGGACAGCAUGAAAGAUCUAAAACCACAAACUUACUCUCUAGACAGCUUACCUGAGCAUGCUGUAGAGCCCGCCGAGAAUAUAAUGGUUGGCCAUGAAACUGAAUUCGAGAUGAUGCAGGAUCAACUUGUUAGAGGGGAAAGGGAACUGGAAGUUGUCUCAAUCGUAGGGAUGGGAGGCAUUGGGAAGACGACUUUGGCUACAAAACUUUACAGUGAUCGAUGCAUUAUGUCUCGAUUUGAUAUUCGUGCAAAAGUAACUGUUUCACAAGAGUAUUGUGCGAGAAAUGUACUCCUAGGCCUUCUUUCUUCGACAAGUGAUGAACCUGAUGAUCAACUAGCAGACCGACUGCAAAAGCUUCUAAAAGGCAAGAGAUAUUUGGUAGUCAUAGAUGACAUAUGGACUACAGAAGCUUGGGAUGAUAUAAAACUAUGUUUCCCAGACUGUAAUAAUGGAAGCCGAAUACUCCUGACUACGCGGAAUGUGGAAGUGGCUGAAUAUUCAAGUUCAGGUAAGCCUCCUUAUCACAUGCGCCUCAUGAAUUUUGACGAAAGUUGGAAUUUAUUUCACAAAAAGAUCUUUGAGAAAGAAUGUUUUUCUCCUGAAUUUGAAAAAAUUGGGAAACAAAUUGCAUUCAAAUGUGGAGGAUUACCUCUAGCAAUUACUGUGAUUGCUGGACUUCUCUCCAGAAUGGGCAAAACAUUGGAUGAGUGGCAAAGAAUUGCGAAGAACGUAAAUUUAGUCGUAAGCACGGAUCUUGAAGCCCAAUGCAUGAGAGUGUUGGCUUUGAGUUACCAUCACUUGCCUUCUCACCUAAAACCGUGCUUUCUGUAUUUUGCGAUUUUCCCCGAGGAUGAAUGGAUUUAUGUAAAUAAACUUGUGGAGUUAUGGGCUGUAGAGGGAUUUUUGAAUGAAGAAGAGGGUAAAACCAUAGAAGAUGUGGCAAAAACAUGUAUUAAUGAACUCAUAGAUAGAAGUUUAAUUUUCAUCCGAGAUUUGAGUUUUUGUGGAACAAUAGAGAUUUGUGGAAUGCAUGAUGUGAUCCGUGAACUCUGUUUGAGGGAAGCUCGAAACAUGAAUUUUGUGAAUGUUAUCGGAGAAAACAGUGAUCAAAAUUCAUGUGCACAAUCCAUGCAAUGUUCCUUUAAGAGUCGAAGUCGGAUCAGUAUCCAUAAUGAGGAAGAAUUGGCUUGGUGUCGUAAUAGUGAGGCUCAUUCUAUUAUCACGUUGAGUAGAUUCAAAUGCGUCACACUGGAAUUGUCUUUCAAGCUAGUAAGAGUACUAGAUCUUUCUACGACUGAAUGUCCAAUUUUUCCCAGUGGAAUACUUUCUUUAAUUCACUUGAGAUACCUAGCUUUGUGUUUCUAUCCUCGCUUACAGCAGUAUCCAGGAUCCAAAGAAGCGGUUCCCUCGUCAAUAAUAGACAUUCCUCUAACGAUAUUAAGCCUAUGUUAUCUGCAAACUCUUAAACUUUACCAUCCAGUUUUAGGUCUUUUGAAAUGUCCUUUCACAUUACCAUCGGAAAUUAUGACUAUGCCGCAACUGAGGAACCUACAUUUGGCCUGGAAUAUCUUGCGGAAUCAUGAGCUUACGGAGAAAAGUUUGGUUUUGAAAAAUUUGCAAUGCCUCUGUGGAUUGAAUCCUCGUUAUUGUACUGGAUCUUUCUUAAGACUAUUUCCCAAUUUAAAGAAGUUGCAAAUAUUUGGCUCCCCAAGAGACUUCCUUAAGUGCAAGAACCUGUAUGAUUUUCGCUACUUAUAUGAGCUCGAGAAAUUGGAAUUUGGUAUUAUUCGUCGGACUAAUUGGAGGAAAAUGUUUUACAACGCUAUAGAUUUCGGGGAAACUGAUGUUUCAAUGCUCUUACCUCCUCCAGAUGCUUUUCCACAAAACCUUAAGAAUUUAGCUGUUAAUGGAAAUUUUUUGGCAUGGAAGGAAUUGAGCAUUUUUGGUAAAUUACCCGAACUCGAGGUCCUUAAACUAUCACAUUUAGCCUUCACAGGCGAGGAGUGGGAAGUAGUUGAGGAAGGAUUUCCUCGCUUGAAGUUCUUGUUCCUGGAUGAUGUGACCAUUCGGUACUGGAGAGCUAGUAGUGAUCACUUUCCGUACCUUGAGCGACUUUUUCUAAGAAAUUGCUAUUGUUUGGAUUCAAUCCCUCAAGAUUUUGCAGAUAUAACAACACUUGCUCUUAUUGAUAUACGUAGAUGUAAACAAUCUGUUGGAAAUUCCGCCAAGCAAAUUCAACAGCACAUUCAAGACAACUAUGGAAGCUCUAUCGAAGUCCAUACUCAUAAUCUUUUUUAAUUGAAAGGGCUAACAUAUGUAACAGUAGUCAAUCUUUUUGUACAUAUAAUUUAGUUAAUUGCACACAAUUGAAGGGGCUAACAUACGUAACAAUAGUCUUUUAAUACAUAUAAUUUAGUUGAUUA
This is a messenger RNA of Solanum dulcamara, 2855 nucleotides long. Its product is annotated as putative late blight resistance protein homolog R1B-16. Gene Ontology annotation, molecular function: ADP binding. The record is from RefSeq and is a predicted model, not a curated record. The transcript has a single exon. Gene Ontology annotation, biological process: defense response to other organism. The coding region runs from base 91 to 2730 and encodes 879 amino acids. NCBI's taxonomy places the organism in Eukaryota, Viridiplantae, Streptophyta, Magnoliopsida, Solanales, Solanaceae.